GAUCUUUAAAGGCUCUUCAGCCACCUUAAUAAUUUCACUUCUUAAUAUAGAAAAAGUUAGAUUACAGUCAUUACCGUAUUUAAUACUAUACCGAUGCGACACACAAAAAGGGCCAGAACUGAGGCGGUGACACCUAAACCAAUAGGACGUUUUUUAGUAUCGGAUGCCGCUAUUGUGAAGAAAAAUGCAAAGUGGGAAAGCAUCGUUGGAGCUGCUUACCAUACUGACGACUCUGAAAUUGGUAAUGGAACUCCUGGAAAUCCCUAUCGUCUGCCGCUACGAAAAAAUCAGAACCGAAAUGGUUGUUAUCAUUGUCUAGGCAGCUACUGUAAGUGCUUGUAUUUUGAAAGCUUACUCUCCCAGGUGUACGAACAGUUACCUAUGAAAAGGGUAACCGAAGUUGCAGGUUCUCGGCAUCUAUGUGCUAAGUCGUUGCUCCCAACGUUCAUUGCUCGAGCUAUUCGACUCAUGAAAAUAACCUCUUCGGAUAUAUUUUAUGACUUGGGAUGUGGAAAUGGGUCUGUAUUAUUUCAAGUUGCCUGUCAAACCGGAGCGAAAUGUAUUGGAAUUGAAAUAAGUCAACAUAAUGCAAAAAUUGCUCAAGAAGCAUGGCCAAUUUUUCGCUCUCUUUAUGAAACCCAUAAUGGGAAAACAAUGGGGUCGGUUGAGAUCAUCGUUGGGGAUAUAGCAGAAAUUUUGUCAAACCCCGGUUUCUUGAAAUGUAACAACGGUAACGUUGCUAUUCUUCUGUCCAAUCUUCUUUUUCCUAAACCUCUUACACACUACACCUCCGAGCGACUAAGAGAUGCAUUGCCGGGGACCAGAGUCCUGUGUUUUGAUGACUUGUACCCUCAUGGAAGGUCUGUAGCGUCUAUUCGUGAUCCAGGCGCCUUCGCGUUGUUCGAAAUGAAAGACUAUAAAUGGCAAGAGAUGAGUGUAGAGUGGUGUGCAUCCGAAGGAGACUUCUACAUACACUGGCACCGAUGAUUAGUUUUUGUACCUGAUAGAAAAUGACAUCUAUUUAAAACUGUAUACACCUUUUGUACCAUUCGCUUUAUUCUUUUUGAAAGCUAAUUGUGCAACUUGUAAA
Messenger RNA from Phytomonas sp. Hart1, 1090 nucleotides. NCBI's taxonomy places the organism in Eukaryota, Euglenozoa, Kinetoplastea, Trypanosomatida, Trypanosomatidae. The record is from the annotation of a GenBank genome assembly.